Molecule: messenger RNA, 1016 nt
Organism: Ananas comosus (pineapple)
Lineage: Eukaryota; Viridiplantae; Streptophyta; Magnoliopsida; Poales; Bromeliaceae
Product: ras-related protein RHN1-like
Exons: 7
Coding region: 44-769 (241 amino acids)
Molecular function (GO): GTPase activity; GTP binding
Source: RefSeq, a predicted model, not a curated record
UUAAUUCGCGAAUUAUUCGCGAAUUUUUGAAAAAGCGAAUUAAAUGGCCGCGGGCGCAAACACGCAAUCAUCCAUUAAUGUUACUGGUGGUUUCAACUUUCAAGCAGAGAACCUAACGGUCGGACUCCACAACCUACCGUUCCAACGCUUAAACCUACCAGAAGAAGAAAACUUGCAGGUCAAGCUGGUACUUCUUGGAGACAUGGGAACGGGGAAAACCAGUAUAGUGUUAAGGUUCAUCAAAGGACAAUAUUUUGAUUGCCAGGAAUCAACAAUAGGAGCAGCAUUCUUCUCUCAAAUUCUUUCACUGAAUGAUGCUACUGUAAAGUUUGAUAUAUGGGAUACGGCAGGACAAGAGCGAUAUCACAGUUUAGCUCCAAUGUACUAUCGCGGUGCAGCUGCAGCAAUCGUUGUUUAUGACAUCUCAAGCACUGAUUCGUUUACUCGAGCUAAAAGGUGGGUUGAAGAACUUCAAAGACAAGGGAAUCCAUAUUUAGUGAUGGCAUUGGUGGGUAACAAGGCCGACUUGGAAACAAAGAGAAAGGUGGAAGCAGAGGAAGGCAUGCAGUAUGCUGAAGAAAAUGGGCUAUACUUCCUAGAAACUUCUGCAAAGACAGCGCAAAACAUCAACGAGUUGUUCUACGAAAUGGGUAAGUUUACUUCUUUUUACGACAAUAUUUUAAUAUGUUCAGUUCUUCUGUGUUUCCGAAUUCUUUCGCAGCUACGAGAUUGGUUAAAAUAUGGCCUUCGCGCAACCCUAGUGGGAUGAAUCUCAACAACCAAUCUCUUGACGGGGGCAGAAGGCGCUUUUGUUGCUCUAUCUGAUUAAUCGAUGAAUAAAUACUCUCUUGUUGUUCUGUAUGGUUUAAACGUAUGGCUAUUAAGGCGGUUUUCUCAAACAAAAUAGCUCUUACUUUGUACAUUUAUAAAUUACUUACUGCUUGCCUCAAAUGCGUAUCCAUGGAAAUAUUUGUGAAAAAUGGUGAUAUAAUUAGUGCAGAUCCUUGUUAUGCUUA